Folsomia candida is the source of this 1404-nucleotide messenger RNA. It is a transcript of the gene MRG15, whose product is annotated as mortality factor 4-like protein 1. Lineage: Eukaryota; Metazoa; Arthropoda; Collembola; Entomobryomorpha; Isotomidae. The transcript has 11 exons. Gene Ontology annotation, biological process: chromatin organization; regulation of DNA-templated transcription. The record is from RefSeq and is a predicted model, not a curated record. Gene Ontology annotation, cellular component: nucleus; NuA4 histone acetyltransferase complex. The coding region runs from base 237 to 1253 and encodes 338 amino acids.
ACCCCAUUUUCAAUCCACAGCAUUUCAAAACAAUGCCAAAGGAGCAGCAAAACUAAACAAUAAACCAACUAACUAACUACAACUAACUUUAACUGCUUUAGUUGCUGCCUGCCUUUUUGAUCAGCUAAAUAAUAGGAAACUUUUACCCUCUGGAGAACAUCUCGGAAUUAAAUCCAAAGAAAGGAGAAGGGUUCAAAAUAAAGUUUUGAGUUUGUAUUGAGACUGAAUAUAUUAGAAUGAGCGACUCGGAUCCACCACCACCACCAUUUUUCGAAAACAAUGAACGAGUCCUGUGCUUUCACGGUCCGUUAGUUUAUGAAGGAAAAACUUUAAAGACGGAAUAUCGACAACCCAUAAAGGAAUAUGCAUAUUUGAUUCACUACGCAGGGUGGAAUAAAAGUUGGGACGAAUGGGUGUUGGAGUCAAGAGUUUUAAAGUACACUGACAGCAACUUGGUUCGUCAGAAGGAACUGAAGUUAGCACACGAAGAACAAUUACGCAACAAUAGAAAAUCUCUUGUAGUAAAAACACCAGUAAAUAAAAAACGGUCAAAUGUCGGGAGUGACACUGCUAGCGUCAUAUCCGCUUCAGAUUCUAGAUCAUCAACCCCCAUUAUGGAUCAAAAGGUUGCAAAAACGGGGAAACGAGACUCUAUUAAAAAUAGUGACGUUGGGGGUGAGGAAUUUGCCAAGAAAAGAAAUCGAAGUGAAUGUGUGGAACAGGAAUCAAUUUUUCAAGUGAAACAGGAGGUUCAGAUUGUACUACCUCAUCAACUGAGGACAUUUUUGGUGGAUGACUGGGAUAACGUCGUGCGUCAGCGAAGACUCGUAAAGCUGCCAGCACGCCAUUCGGUUGAACAAAUUUUGGAAAAUUAUUUGAAAACCCGAAAAAAGACUGAUAUGCAUGCAGUAGAACUUUGUAACGGACUCCGCGAGUACUUUAAUUGUAUGAUUGGCUCUCAAUUGUUGUACCGUUAUGAAAGAGAGCAAUUCCUUGAGAUCUGGAAGACGUAUCAAGGGCCGGCAGCUAAGAAACAAAUGUCAGAAAUAUAUGGCAUUUCUCAUCUCAUGCGUCUAUUCACCAAGCUGGGUGUUUGUUUGUCAUAUACUAGCUUGGAUGUCGAAGCUGUGAACCUACUGCAACAAUGUGUUGAAGAAUUUCUGACGUUUCUUGUCAAGAAUUAUGAAGAUUACUUUUCAUUGGAGGAUUAUGGAGUGUCUGACCCUGAGUACCAACGGCAAGUUCCAGUUUAACCUAACCUAAAGUCAAAAUCGUUUCAUGACAAAUGAAUUUCAUUUUUUACCAUUCUUUCUGCAUACCUUUGCAGAUUACUAUUUAAAAUUGUAAAUGAGUAAAUCACGACUUUAUAUUUAAUAAAGCGUCGUUUUUAUCUUUUAUCUAAUA